Molecule: messenger RNA, 930 nt
Organism: Suncus etruscus (white-toothed pygmy shrew)
Lineage: Eukaryota; Metazoa; Chordata; Mammalia; Eulipotyphla; Soricidae
Gene: SCNM1
Product: sodium channel modifier 1
Exons: 8
Coding region: 26-850 (274 amino acids)
Biological process (GO): RNA splicing
Cellular component (GO): nucleus
Source: RefSeq, a predicted model, not a curated record
CCCUUUUGGGGGGUUCAGCCCUGUGAUGUCUUUCAAGCGAGAAGGGGACGAUUGGAGCCAGCUGCAUGUGCUCAAAAAACGAAGAGUCGGGGACCUGCUAGCUAGCUACAUCCCCGAAGAUGAGGCGCUGAUGCUGCGAGAUGGACGCUUCGCCUGUGCCAUCUGCCCCCACCGCCCUGUCCUGGACACCCUGGCCAUGCUGACCGCCCACCGUGCAGGCAAGAAACAUAUGUCCAGCCUGCAGCUCUUCUAUGGCAAGAAGCAGCUAAGGAAGGGGCCGGCACUGAACCCCAGGCCGCAGGAGGAAGCUGGCAAAGAAGAGGGCAAAGUGGAGGCUCCCUUGCUGGUCCAGACCCGACUUAUCACCCAGAACACGCUGCACAGGGCGCCUCAUUAUAACAGCUGCUGCCGCAGAAAGAACAGACCAGAAGCCCCCCGAUUCUCUGGCCCCCAGACCCCUCUGCAACCCCCAGAAUUUGAACCCCAGAGCGGGGUUAGUGGAGAAGCUGGGCCAGUGAGUUCCCAAGUCCAGGAACCUGCAGCCGCGCCCACCCCUGCCCCUCUGAGCCCCACACGGCGACGUGCCCUGGAUCAGUACCUCCACUUACGAAGCUCUGGGUGGAUCCCGGACGGACAGGGCCGAUGGAUCAAAGAUGCAAAUGUUGAGUUUGACUCUGAUGAGGAGGAGCCCCCUGACCCCCCUUGGGGUCACACCCUCCUUUCCCAUCAGGCCACAGAUACACAGCCACAGGAGAGGAGUGGAGGAGGAUUGCUGGAUUCGGGGCGCCCAGCUCGAGUUGGGGAGGAGGCUGGCGGCGUUAGCUCUUCUUCUGCUGCUGGCGACCUGUGAAGGGGGACAGCAAACGGGCCUUUGUUCCUUCUCGAGCUUCCCACCAUGGAAGCCCCUUUCUCCUUUCGUGUCUUUGGAUC